CGGAAGCGGAACAUUUGUACAAACGUGUCACUACUCAACUCGGAUUUGUUUACUGGUGACACACUGGGAACAUCUGUUACUCGGCCGGUCGCUAGCUUCAGCCAGCUAACUCCACAUAUAUUACUCUCCGGUGACUUUUAUAUUUUCCCAGGUUGGUCGAGGCCUGUCGCCAUGGAGCCCGCCUGUCGAAAGGAAAAACCAAAGCUGAACUCUACCCCAACCAGAGGAGACCGGGCCAGGCAGAAGUCAGCGCAGCAAGAGCUCAAACAGAGACAAAGAGCGGAGAUUUAUGCUUUGAACAAGGUGAUGACAGAGUUGGAGCAGCAGCAGUUCGAGGCCUUUUGUAAACAGAUGCAGUCACAGGCAGAGUAGAGAGUCCUGCCUGCUCCGCCUUCCUCUCUCCCUUGGACCGGGACCUGUCACCCUCCAAAACACCACAUACAGACUAUUACAGACACACUUACAUUUCAACUCUGAGAUUUGUGUAGGUUUGUGGUGCUGCUGAUGUGACCCCAGUCUCUAAACACUGAGGACAGGAAGUUCUGUACUUCCAACAGAUACAUCAGGUCACUGGUAUUUCCUUCCACUGAAUAUCAACCUUUGUAACCUUGAAGUAAUGGUUAACUGAGCUUACAUAUUUUUUUUGUGUCCAAAUUCACAUUCACAUGUUACAACCUGCCCAGGUCAAAUUCACAUAUCAACUUGACAUGGAAUCAGGCACCACACUGUUGAUAACUGAAGACUGGGCCAGUUGAAUGCACACACUCUGUAGAUCGAACUAAAGCUGUAUUUCUCAGUAUUUUGUCGCAUUGGCAAAUGUUUCUUACACCUCAUGACCAUCCCCUCCAAAUGCUUGUCACCCAAUUGAAUGUGUUCUGGACUCGUUCCUCUCUAAAUGUCAGUCAGAAGCUCCUUUUUGUCAUUUUUUACCAUAAGCUGUGUUUGACAGUUUUACAUUUUUGCUUACCUUUGUUACUGAGGCUGCAGUUUGUGAUUACAUUGCUCAGAGCAUUUCAGAUAAAUCCCAUUUUUGUUUGCUCUUGACCUAAAUAUACAGGUUUUUUGGGGGGGGUUGUUUUUUAAAUAUGGGCUAUGAUAAAGAUACAUUUUACACUAAACUGACAAACCACAGCUACAGUUCAUAGCCAUAGCCCCUGAUUGGAAGUAGGAGCGGCAGAACAAAAGCUACCGAUUCAUCAACAUGUAGCUUUAAACUAAACAGUGCCCUUAAUAUACCUGUGUUAAUGACGCUCGCUGUGAACACUUUACCCUGUCAGUGACGUGCGAUGCCAUCUGGCGUCUAUAUGUAUUUUUGAUUGUCACUCACAAUUUUGCAAUCAAACUUCUAUUUAUGGCUGAUUUCAGCAAAGUAUUUAUAGUGUUUAACAACGCAUGUCGGCCACUUUAAUGUCAGUUAAACAGUUUUAAUGAAAUGAAUAAAACGAGUUUAAAAGUAAUGUGUUUUUAAAAA
This is a messenger RNA of Scophthalmus maximus (turbot), 1471 nucleotides long. Its product is annotated as small vasohibin binding protein. Gene Ontology annotation, biological process: negative regulation of protein ubiquitination; protein secretion. The record is from RefSeq and is a predicted model, not a curated record. The transcript is spliced from 3 exons. Bases 172 to 372 code for a protein of 66 amino acids. Gene Ontology annotation, cellular component: apical part of cell. Lineage: Eukaryota; Metazoa; Chordata; Actinopteri; Pleuronectiformes; Scophthalmidae.